Molecule: messenger RNA, 1949 nt
Organism: Ruditapes philippinarum (Manila clam)
Lineage: Eukaryota; Metazoa; Mollusca; Bivalvia; Venerida; Veneridae
Exons: 8
Coding region: 65-1888 (607 amino acids)
Source: RefSeq, a predicted model, not a curated record
AAAAUAUACAAGUUUGUAAAGGGAAGUCAUCCAUACUGCGUCGUCUGCAAAAUUAAAAAAAAAAAUGAAUUGGAUGGGAGGCGCUAGAAAUCGUAUAAGAUAUCAAGGUGAAAGGCGCAUUCAGCAGGAAUUCUUUGAAAGACAAAAGUUGGCAGCUGCUCAAUCUUUCUCAAGUAAAACAUCAUCAAAGAAAAGGAAAGGUCUUAGUCAAGAUUUAGUUGCACUCCAUACUGUGAGCAGAGUUCAUUCAGGAAUUCCUAAGAUUGCAAAUAAGAGACGGCUUAUACAGAAGCUUGAUCUUGAGAAGUUCCGUUCCUGUACACGCAAAAUAGAUGAGGUUGAUUUGGGACCUUGUUCACCAUCGGAAACACCAUCAAAACUUUUACUCAAUGAUGGGAAACUUGAUAAGGACUCUGGCAGUGUUAAGUUGACAGCAAAAGAUGUAAAGCCUUCCAGAGAACUUUUCCCCAGACCUUCACACUAUCAGAGAUGUUACAACAACAAUAAUAAUACCAGUACUGGGCAGGAAGAGCAAAGUUUGAUGAAAAGUACAGUCACACCUAUGUUCCAUGUUGAAAGUAAAGGAAUGCCAAAUGAAGUUUCCAACAAACUACCAAAUACAUUUGCUAAAAAUAAACCAUCAAAUGAGUUCAUGUUCUCUAAACCUAAACAAGAUUUAGAUGGAUUUACCACAAGAAGAACAAUGAAGGGUAUGUUAGAUCCAUAUGUGUCUGAAGAUUUUCAAGUCACACCUCUGAUAAAAUACACAAAGAAAAGGUCACCUUGUAAUACUCUAUUUGAAAAUUCAAAGAAAAGAAAAUGUUCGGAUCAACCGUUUCCAAAAACUGACAAACUUUAUGAUGAGCUUGAGAAUUAUAGAAGCAGCAGUUUUAAAAAGCCUUAUUUCUCUUCAACACCAAUUACAUCCCUUCAUCCAGCAGAGAGGGAUAAAAACAACUAUAAUGAACAAUUUGGUGGAAUAUCUCCAAUUAAUACUGGUGAAGUCUUUAAUAAAGAUGUAGAUAAUGGCUUUAGAUUUAAACCACGACCUAUGUAUUUGACUCCAGUGAAAAAUCAAAAUCAUAGAAUUGAAAACCUAGGAGUGUCACAAGGUGAAACUGUAAAGGAACCACAGCUUGAUUCUUCUUCUUGUGUAUACAAGCAAUCCCUGGAAAAGUCACACAGUUUACACAGUCAAUCAAACUAUCAAUGUGAUAGAUAUCAAUUAAAGUCUAAAGAAGUUGGUAAAUAUUGUAAAGACUUCAAUAACUCAGAGGUGAUUUGUGAGGACAUAACACAGAAUAAAUGCACACCAUUUGAAUCCGAAUGCAUACCAAGAAGUCAUUUACAAGGAACACAAAAAGUACCUGGGUCUUUAGGAAAGUACAGGAAUAUUUUCAGACACAAGAAUGAACUGGAAAGUCCUUUUCUGUUUGGGAAAACUGUCUUUCUUAAGGAACAAGGCCUAACUAAAGAUGCAGUUGAAGAGGGUAAUAUAAAAUAUGAAACUGGAAUGUCAAAACCAAAGUUUACUGACUUUGACGAAGAAUUUCAUUACAAGCCUUUGAAGUGUAUGAAAAGUGACUCAGUGAAAACAGCACCGGAGACGAUGGGUAUGUACAAGAAAUUUAAAGAUAUUAAAAGGCUAGAAGAUCAUGGGAAUGUACAGGAUGACAGUGUACAGAUUACCAAGACAACAGUUAAUAGGGACAUUGCAGGUGGCGCAUUACAGAAUAUAAAAAGUCCUCUGCCAGGAGAUGAGUUUCCUAAGUAUUUGCUUUCUCCCUCUGAACAGAUUCAAGAUGAAAUUGACAGACAGUUGACAAAGAUAAUAGUCGAGGAGAACAAGAAAGCUUUAAAUCAAAACAGUUCACAAAACACAAGGUAAGUAAUGUAAUAUUGAACCUGAAAAAUGAAGUUUCAGAAAGAAAAUAGAAGUCUUCAAAUUU